AUGCUUGGAGAUGUUAGUACAGCGGUACGUCUUGUGCCAGUGCGUUAUCAGCCGCUUCUCCUUGCUGACUCCCUCUCCUUUGCAGACAGCAACACCUUUGUCGACCUCACGUCUUCGCCUGGUUCGUCCCCUCGUUCUGCUGUGCGCGGCGCUCCUGCCACCGUGUCAACCAUCGAGUUGGCCGAUCCUUCGUUCGACCUUUCCGGCGUGCGGGCCUCGCUGGGUGCGCUGCAGCAGUCCGUUGACCAAGUCGAGGCGCUACGCGAACUCCGCUCGGAUCAUGCGAACCUGCGUCGUGAGUUCCUGGCUACGCGACGUCGAGCAGAGGAUCUGGAUCGUCAGCUUGCAGAUGCGGCCAACGCUGCCUCGCCGUAUGUACUCUUCUGUCAACGCAAGUACGACUUGGUCCGUCACCAGUUGGAAUCCACCCAGACGAAGCUCGCCGAGUGCUUGGAUGCGCUGCAAGAACGCUUCGACAAUUCGCACGAGCUCGAGGCUUGCCGUCUUCGGAAUCGUGACUUGAAGAUCCGCUAUGACGAAGCAGUGUCCGAGUUCCAAGACCGGAUCAGCACGCUGGAGGCACAGCUGGCAGCUGCUUCUUCGUUUGGGGUGAUCGUUCCGCCGGAUACGGCUCGUCGCAUAGCGGACUUGGAGUCCCAGCUCACACAGUCUCAAAUUGAUCUGCAGGUUGCGCGCAAUCGCCAAUCUGCCCUCGCUUCUGAGCUUCGCGAAUCGACCACGUCCCUCAAAGCCGCGCAGGCCGAGGUAACUCGCCUCGCAGCCGUGAUCAAGCACAAGAACGGUCGCCUUCGUACCUUGAACGACAACUACGAGCGUCGCUUGAGAGUGGCUGAUACCACGAUCGCGACCCAUACUGCUGAGCUUAGCCGCUUGCAAGACCGAGUAUCAACGUUGGAUCGGGAUCUCCAGAAGGCGUCUCAGCGUGCUCAGGCGGCAAUCUCUCAACGCGAUCAGGCUAGAGCGGCACACAUCGCUACUCAGGAUCGUGUCUCAGCUGCUCGCGAUACCAUCGCGCGGCUGGAAAAACGGAUCAACAAAGUCGAGAGGUCCCAGAAGUCGCGUCAGGAUCUCGAGUCCGCGCUCGCCAAGCUUCAGCAGGAAAGAGACGACCUAGCAGUUCAGCGAGAUGAGUUGCUCGGCCAACUUGGCGAGCGUUUCAUGGAGAUCACCGAUCUGCGUGCCGAGCGGGACCAGGCGCAGGGAAAGUUGUCCAGCAUUGCGUCCCUUCUCCCAUCCGUAACAAGCCGUAAACGGACACGCUCCGGAUCCGAGUCUCCAACCUCGUCUGCCCGUGCUUCCAAGGCUACUCGACCGACUUCAAGCUCUUCCCAAGCUAGCGCUUCCGGUCACGCUCCCGUAUCUGCAUCCCCGAUCGAACUUCUGUCUACCGCGGCUGUCGGCCAGAGGGCCACCAGGUCGAUGUCAUCUUCUUCCUCCGCCGGUCCUCCUGGUCAUCUCCACCGAUCUGUUCGAUCGGCUGCUAAGAGUGGUGGCGUAGGGGCUUCGUCGCUCCCUGUAGCUUCUAAGGCGAUCGUGCACUCUGACAGUGACGAAAGUUCCUCCGGCGCAUCUGGUUCAACUCACGUCUUCGACUCUGACGUCGCGGGAAACGACAGUGGUUCUCCGGAGUCGGGUCGCGCCAAGAACGAAUUUGGAAUGCCAUCCUGUCCUCUGUCGGACGCUGAGCUGGCGGCUUUGCAGCCUACUACGGUCCCUCGAUCGGAGUGGAUCCCUGGUUAUCGUGAUCGUCGCAGCUUUCGCGGCCACGACAUCGUCCCCUGGUCUGCGCAAGACAUCCGCCAGAUCAGCAUCGUGGAGAUGGACGCGGACCUGCUGUUUCACCACUACACUAAGCCGAUGGAGUGGCUGAUUCCUCUCCGUGAUCCCGUGCCUCCGCUUGGAGAUUGGCGAGAGGAUCUAGUGGACGAGGAUAACGUGCGCGACUUGAUCAAGGCUGCUCCGUGGGAGCUGAGCAUCUCCGGGCCUACUGGGACUCCACCCACGCCUUUCCGGUGA
Messenger RNA from Phytophthora nicotianae INRA-310, 2037 nucleotides. RefSeq lists its product as hypothetical. The transcript is spliced from 4 exons. NCBI's taxonomy places the organism in Eukaryota, Oomycota, Peronosporomycetes, Peronosporales, Peronosporaceae. The record is from RefSeq and is a predicted model, not a curated record. The coding region runs from base 1 to 2037 and encodes 678 amino acids.